Pieris brassicae (large cabbage white) is the source of this 2474-nucleotide messenger RNA. Its product is annotated as fatty acyl-CoA reductase wat-like. The transcript has 11 exons. Gene Ontology annotation, biological process: long-chain fatty-acyl-CoA metabolic process. The record is from RefSeq and is a predicted model, not a curated record. Lineage: Eukaryota; Metazoa; Arthropoda; Insecta; Lepidoptera; Pieridae. Gene Ontology annotation, molecular function: alcohol-forming very long-chain fatty acyl-CoA reductase (NADP+) activity. Gene Ontology annotation, cellular component: peroxisome. The coding region runs from base 96 to 1679 and encodes 527 amino acids.
UCUAAGGCUUUGAGCCGCUUACACAAAAUUGCUUAACAGUUAGUGAACAGUGCUCGAGUUGAUAACGCGGAGUGGUUGUUAUUUAUCGCAAAAGAAUGGUGGUUAUGGGGGAAACAAUCGUUCAAGAAGGCGGAGACAUCACAUACAAAGACAUGAUUGACGAGCCACUUUUAGAAGAAUCCCAGAUCCAGAAAAUGUUCACAGGAGCCUCGGUGUUUAUAACUGGUGGCACUGGAUUCCUAGGGAAACUCUUUAUUGACAAGUUACUCAGAUCUUCUCCUGGCCUUAAAAAGUUGUACGUUCUCGUCAGAGCCAAGAAAAACAAGGAGCCAAUAAAGAGAUUAGAAGAGCAAUUGAAUGAUGUUUUAUAUGACCGACUCCGGAAGGAACAGCCCAACUUUAUCAAAAAGAUUUACGUGGUUGAGGGAGAAGUGAACCAAGAAAAUUUAGGAAUAUCUGAAACGGACAGGCAGCUGCUUAUCAAUGAGGUCGAUUUCAUAUUCCACGGGGCUGCUACAGUUCGUUUCGACGAGCCCUUAAAUGUGGCUGUCGGAACCAACGUUCGAGGAUCCAGGGAAAUGCUGGUACUCGCCAGGUCUUGUACAAAGCUAAGAGCAUACGUACACAUCUCUACUGCCUAUAGCCACUGCACACAACUUAAUAUUGACGAAAAGUUCUACAAAAGCUCACUAGAUGGCGACAAACUCAUUGACUUGGUCGACAACAUGGAUGAGGCUAUUUUGAAAAACAUCACGCCUGGGUUGGUGGGAAAUUAUCCAAACACAUAUGCCUAUACUAAAGCAGCCGCCGAAGAUGUGGUUUUAAAACAUUCCAAGGGACUACCAGUUGCCUUGAUCAGACCUUCUAUUGUGAUCGCUACAGCAAGAGACCCUAUUGUAGGAUGGAUUGACAAUGUAUACGGACCUACUGGGGUGGUUGUUGGUGUAGCGGUUGGCCUUCUUCGAGUGUUACUGUGUAACCGUCAUGCAGUCGCCGACCUGGUACCAGGCGAUAUGGUUGUGAAUGCAUGUAUUGCUACAGCCUGGAAAACUGCCAAAGAUUAUCCAGGAAACCAUGAAGAUGCUCCACCUCUUGAUCAAGCUCCGCCUGUCUAUAAUUUUGUUUCUUCAGAAGAAAAUCCACUCACAUGGGAUAACUUCUUGCAUCUGAAUCGUCGUUACGGUUUUGAAGUACCCACUAUUCAAGCUGUAUGGCAUUACAUCUUACUGUUCACAACUUCUGAAUUCUUAUUCAACUUCUACUGUCUUGUACUGCAUUGGAUACCUGCUUACAUCAUUGACGGCAUUGCUGUACUUAUUGGGAAAAAACCUGUAUUGAAAGUUGCGUACCAGAAAAUAGAAAAAUUCUCACGCGUCAUCGGCUACUUUUCGUGUCGGUCUUGGAAGUUCUCCAAUCAAAACGUUCAGAGUUUAUAUAAAGAACUAAGCGACGCCGAUAAAGACAUUUACGAUUUUAACAUCGCGCAAUUAGACUGGAAGAUGUAUUUCUAUAAUCAAGUUCGUGGAAUAAGGUUGUAUUUGCUCAAGGAUCCUAUGGAGACGGUACCACAGGGCCUAAAACGGUAUUUUAAACUGAAAAUAGCUCAUUAUUUCAUUUUAGCGAUGUUAGGCUUUAUUGUAUUCAAAUUAUUAAGUUGGAUGGUUUGCAUGUUUUUAUAAUUGUAAUUUAUUGUACCUAAAUUGUAGUUGUAAUCUACAUCAUAUAUAAGAUAUAUUAUUACCAAUAUAUCGAAAAUGCCGUGUUCUGAGUCGUUAAAGUUGUCUGUAAGAGAUAAAGAAACCCGGAGAGUGAAGACUUGGGUGGACUAGUGGACUUGGAAACUUGACUUUUAUUAUCCGAAAAAAAAAAUAAUUAAAAAAAUUACAUAAAACUAUAAAGUUCAUGAUUAUUGUGGUGGUACCAAAUGCUCAAAUAUCGAAUUAUUGAAAUAUGCAAUAGGAUUUUAAGCUUUCUAUACAGAAGUUUAAAUCUUCGUUAAUCUUUCAUAAUCUCGUUAAAGGCACGAAUAACGACACUAGUCUCUAAUUUGCAAAAGUGGCAUCAAUCUUUGGUAUCUCGGCUACACUGUCGUAUUUGUACAGCUCAAUCCCAAAGUUGAUUGACUGUACAAAUACGACGAUGUACAGCGCGAGAGAACUACAUCGAGCUUGCAUUCAAAAUACAUAAUAAUAAUUUAUUGCAAGAACAUGGUACAAAAGUGUGUAAGCUGGUACAAUCGUAAGUUUGCAUAUUCUGCCACGCACAAUGGCGCGCAAAUUUGUCUUUAAAGGAAUUUUAAAUUUUACAUUAUUAGUCAUAUGAAUUGGUCAAUUCCUAUAUUAUUUGUAUCGUACAUAUCAUAUCAUAUGUUAUUGAAUUUAUAUCAACUACAGUGUAUUGAAUAAUACAUUUUUUUCCAAAUGUAAUACACGAUGGCGAUUUUUAUUGACUCUAAUCCGUAGUCACAUAUAACG